Molecule: messenger RNA, 1136 nt
Organism: Quercus robur (English oak)
Lineage: Eukaryota; Viridiplantae; Streptophyta; Magnoliopsida; Fagales; Fagaceae
Product: tryptophan synthase alpha chain
Exons: 9
Coding region: 133-1080 (315 amino acids)
Biological process (GO): L-tryptophan biosynthetic process
Cellular component (GO): chloroplast; cytosol
Molecular function (GO): tryptophan synthase activity
Source: RefSeq, a predicted model, not a curated record
AUGUACGGUGUACUUGAGCAGAUAUCUAUUUUUCAUUUUCCAAAACCCCUUCUAUUUUGACUGCUUAAACCCACGCACAAACACAAGUACAUUUUCAUUCAUAUUCAGCAAAACACAACCCUUUUGUUUUCCAUGGCUAUUGCUUUUAAGUCACCAACAACAAGCUUCUUUCAAUUGAAGAAGAACAACCCAGAAACCCAUUCUUUUCUCCGCUUUUCCUCUCAGAGAUUUGCUACCCCAGCUAGAAGAUUCACUCCAAUGGCUGCUAUCAGCACUGUCCCUACUGUUGGGCUCUCUGAGACUUUCACAAGAUUGAAAAAACAAGGCAAAGUGGCAUUUAUUCCGUACAUCACGGCCGGUGAUCCAGACCUUUCAACCACAGCAGAAGCAUUGAAGGUGCUCGACUCCUGUGGAUCAGACAUAAUUGAGCUGGGUGUGCCAUACUCUGAUCCUUUAGCUGAUGGUCCAGUUAUCCAGGCUGCAGCUACACGUUCCUUGGCAAGAGGAACCAAUUAUAAUGCAAUUAUUUCUAUGCUGAAGGAGGUGAUUCCACAACUAUCUUCUCCAAUCGCAUUAUUUUCAUAUUACAACCCAAUUCUCAAGCGUGGUGUCGAGCAGUUCAUGUCCACUAUAAAGGACGUAGGAGUACAUGGGCUUGUGGUUCCAGACGUUCCUCUAGAGGAGACUGAAAUUCUGAGAAGGGAAGCUUCAAAGCAUGGAAUUGAAUUGGUACUGCUUACUACGCCCACUACUCCAACUGAACGAAUGAAAGCCAUUGUUGAAGCAGCAGAAGGAUUUGUGUACCUUGUAAGCUCAAUUGGGGUCACUGGUGCGCGUGCAUCUGUGAGUGAUCGAGUUCAAACUCUUCUUCAGGAUAUUAAAGCGGUAACUACCAAGCCCGUAGCAGUUGGCUUUGGCAUAUCAAAACCUGAGCAUGUAAAACAGGUAGUCGGAUGGGGAGCUGAUGGUGUGAUUGUUGGGAGUGCCAUGGUGAAGCUACUGAAUGAAGCAAAAUCCCCCGAGGAAGGUUUGAAGGAACUAGAAGUUUUCACCAAAUCCCUAAUAGCUGCACUUGAUUGAGAAUAGCUUCUAUGUUAUAAAUUCAAGCUUGUUGUAACUCUUGUUGUCAGCUUUGA